AUGUCAACAAAGACCGAGACUACAAGUGUAUCUACCCAAUUUCUAUCAAAUAUUAUCGGAAAACCUGUAAAUGUCAAACUUUACUCAGGAAUGCUUUAUAACGGGAGAUUAGAGUCCAUAGAUGGGUUUAUGAAUGUUGCUCUAUCGAAUACUACAGAACAUUACGAAAACUCUUCGAAUGGUCUCCUAAAGUCAUACAAUAGUGACGUGUUUCUAAGAGGAACUCAGGUUAUGUAUAUUAGUGAGGUAUAG
Molecule: messenger RNA, 252 nt
Organism: Naumovozyma dairenensis CBS 421
Lineage: Eukaryota; Fungi; Ascomycota; Saccharomycetes; Saccharomycetales; Saccharomycetaceae
Gene: LSM6
Product: U4/U6-U5 snRNP complex subunit LSM6
Exons: 1
Coding region: 1-252 (83 amino acids)
Biological process (GO): maturation of SSU-rRNA; mRNA splicing, via spliceosome
Cellular component (GO): U6 snRNP; U4/U6 x U5 tri-snRNP complex; nucleolus
Molecular function (GO): RNA binding
Source: RefSeq, a predicted model, not a curated record